Leishmania major strain Friedlin is the source of this 840-nucleotide messenger RNA. RefSeq names its product putative prostaglandin f synthase. Bases 1 to 840 code for a protein of 279 amino acids. Gene Ontology annotation, molecular function: oxidoreductase activity. The record is from RefSeq and is a predicted model, not a curated record. NCBI's taxonomy places the organism in Eukaryota, Euglenozoa, Kinetoplastea, Trypanosomatida, Trypanosomatidae. The transcript has a single exon.
AUGGCUGUUAAGUGCACGCACGUGACCCUGAGCAAUGGGGUACAGGUGCCACAGCUCGGCAUCGGCACGUGGGAGGCGAAGGAUGGCAAUGAAGUCGUGAACAUCAAGUGGGCUGUCAACGCUGGCUACCGCCAUGUUGACACUGCGCACUACUACAAGAACGAGAAGGGCGUUGGCCAGGGCAUUAGCGAAUGCGGCGUGCCGCGCUCUGAUAUCUUCGUCACGACGAAGCUGUGGAACUACGACCACGGCUACGAAAGUGCCCUCGCUGCCUUCGAGCAGAGUCGCCAAGCGCUUGGGGUGGAGUACGUGGAUUUGUACCUCAUCCACUGGCCGGGCCCCAAUCGCUCGUAUAUCGAGACGUGGCGUGCCUUCGAGAAGUUGUAUGAGAUGAAGAAGGUGCGUGCGAUCGGCGUGUCCAACUUUGAGCCGCACCACCUUGAUGACCUGCUGGCGAACUGCACGGUGCCACCGAUGGUGAACCAGGUAGAGAUGCACCCUCACUUCCAGCAAAAGGCGCUCCGCGCGUACUGCGCCGAGAAGAACAUUGCCGUGACGGCAUGGCGCCCUCUUGGCAAGGGUGCCCUGCUGACAGAGCCUCAGCUCGUGGAGCUGGCGGAAAAGCACAAGAGGUCUGCAGCUCAGGUCAUCAUUCGCUGGCUCAUCCAACUCGGCGUCAUUGCCAUCCCCAAGUCCAGCCACGAGGAGCGCAUCAAACAGAACUUCGACGUUUUCGACUUUGAGCUUUCACCCGAGGACAUGCGGAGAAUCGAGUCCAUGGACAGGAAUUCGCGUAUCGGGUCUAGCCCCGAGACCUUCUUCCCAACCGAGCGCAAGUAA